UGUUGGAUUUUUCAGCUUUUUGGCGCACCUCGUUAUGUCUCUCGUUGUGUCUCGUUGCAAAUGAUAUAAACGAAUUAUUCUACUAUCACGUGCUCGAUAUAUGCAUCUAUAUAAAAGUGUGUGGCAAGGAGAGUACAUAAAUAAAAGCAUAAGUACUUUUAAAGAAAGAAAAAUGGAAGUAGCUCAAGUACUACACAUGAAUGGAAGCGUUGGAGAAGCAAGCUAUGCAAACAACUCCUUACUUCAGCAAAAGGUGAUUUCUUUGACAAAACUUUUGAGAGACGAAGCCGUAACCAACUUGUACUGCAACACACUCCCGAAAAGCUUGGCAAUCGCAGACUUGGGUUGUUCUUUUGGACCAAACACCAUGUUGGUGAUCUCUGGAAUUAUCAAAGUUGUAGAAAAGCUUUGUCAAGAACUUAAUCAUAAAUCUCCUGAAUAUAAAGUCUUUUUGAACGAUCUACCGAAGAAUGACUUCAACAACUUAUUUAUGUCUCUUGGCGCCUUCAAAGAAAAACUACGUGAUGAAAUAAAAACUGAAAUGGGUCCUUGCUAUUUCUUUGGAGUUCCGGGUUCCUUUUAUAGCAGGAUUUUUCCCGAUAAUAGUUUGCAUUUUGUCCAUUCCUCUUAUAGUCUUCAAUGGCUAUCUAAGGUUCCUAAGGGUGUAGACAACAACAACAAGGGCAAAAUUUACCUAGCAAGCACAAGUCCCUCAAGUGUCCUAAAGGCUUACUAUAAGCAAUUUCAAACAGAUUUCUCUCUUUUUCUCAAAUGUCGUGCCCAAGAAUUAUUUGAAAAUGGUCACAUGAUUCUAACAUUUUUAGGAAGGAAAAGUGACGACCCAUCAAGCAAGGAGUGUUGUUACAUUUGGGAACUCAUGGCUAUGGCUCUUAACGACAUGGUCUUGCAGGGAAUCAUUGACGAAGAGAAACUCAAUUCUUUCAACAUCCCUAACUAUUAUCCAUCUCCAAUAGAAGUGAAAUUGGAAGUUCUCACCGAAGGAUCAUUUACCAUCAAUCGACUGGAGGUUUCUGAAGUAAAUUGGAAUGCUCUUGAUGAUUUGAAUGCUUUUGAAUUUGAAUCUAGAAAGCCAGAAUCACUCAGACAUAAUGGAUACAAUAUGGCACAGUGCAUAAGAGCUGUGGCUGAACCUUUGCUAGUUAGUCACUUUGGUAAAGAUGUUAUUGAAGACAUUUUUGACCGCUAUAAAAGAAUUUUAACUGAUCGGAUGUCCAAAGAGAGAACUAAGUUCACCAAUAUUACCAUAUUACUGACUAAAAAACCAUGAGCAAGAACAUUUUGGCUUGGGUUUUAUAUUUUGUGGCUCAAAAUAAAUUCCAAAGUUGUGUUGUACGUGGUUAAUUGCAUUAUUUGUCUAGCUAGAGGAAUGCUUUGAUGGUGGAAAAUAAAAGUCAUCCAGUAUUUUAUUUUAUUUUUAUAAAAGAGGGGCGAAGGCUCGUCUAGCAGUAUAAUUAUAAAUAUUGUUUGUGUUAAUAGAAAGAUUGUUAGUAUAAUUUUGUUGUGAUAUAUGUUUUUGAUUGUAUGAUGAAAUCAUUAUACGGUGGACGUUAUCACAAUACUUUCAUCUUUUGAGAUUA
This is a messenger RNA of Trifolium pratense (red clover), 1598 nucleotides long. Its product is annotated as S-adenosyl-L-methionine:benzoic acid/salicylic acid carboxyl methyltransferase 3-like. Lineage: Eukaryota; Viridiplantae; Streptophyta; Magnoliopsida; Fabales; Fabaceae. The transcript has 4 exons. The coding region runs from base 101 to 1288 and encodes 395 amino acids. Gene Ontology annotation, biological process: methylation. The record is from RefSeq and is a predicted model, not a curated record. Gene Ontology annotation, molecular function: S-adenosylmethionine-dependent methyltransferase activity.